AUCGUGAACCUACUGCAGAUCCAUGGUCCGUCUCGCCGCGCUCUGCACCGUCGUCGCGUCGGCGUUCGCGCUCGACUUCAAGCUGUAUGGACUCAACUACAACUCUCGUCAAGGUCCGGACUGGGACCCGAACAAGUGCAAAACCCAGGAGCAGAUUGACGCCGACAUGGUCAAGAUCGCCGCGAUCGCGCCGCGUGUACGCAUCUUCAGUCUUGUGGACUGCAACCAAGGCGAGAUGGUGUUGACCGCUGCGAAGAAGGCUGGGCUCAAGGUAUGGCUCGGCAUGUGGGUUACCAAGGACGUGAAAAGUGUUGUGAACGAACAACUCGCGAUGGAGAAGCUCAUCGAGAAGAACCUGAUCGAUGACUCCGUGCUGGGAUUGCACGUCGGCAGCGAAAACAUCUACCGCAAGGAUCUCACGGCCGUCCAGGCGAUAUCCUACUUGAACCAAAUCAAAGCGUUCCUGGCGGGGAAGCAAGUCAAGAUCCCUGUCACGAUUGCAGACAUUGUCGACGUCCUCGUCCAGUACCCGGAAGUGAUUGCCGCUGUGGAUGUCGUCCAGGCGAACUCGUUUCCGUUCUGGGAACCUGCUGCCAUCGAGACGUCUAUGGUGAACUUCCGCAUUAAGCUGGAUGCGUUGACGGCCGCUGCCAACGGCAAGGAAAUUCAGAUCGGCGAAACAGGCUGGGCAUCGGCUGGCCAGAACAAGAAUGCAUCUGUCGUGAGCCCGGAAAACCAAGCGGUUCGGUUGCUCUCCUCUCUCUCGUUGUCCAGUAACUUGCCUUGGUGCCCCCGUAGAAAUACUUGGUCGAUCUAGUCAACUUUGCCGACGCGCACAAGCUCAAGUACUUCUACUUUGCUGCGUUCGAUGACGCGUGGAAAGCGACCCAGGACGGCAACGUGGACUCGGUCGAAGCCCACUUUGGCAUUUACGACAGCAAGGGCGUGAUCAAACCCCACUUUGCCACACUCAAGCUGUCGCCGAGCGCAGUGGACGCAGACAAGACCAACGUCACGCUGGCCCCGCCCAAGCCAGGGACCACCCUCGCCCCCGCGGACAGCGGUGCUGCUUCCAUCUCGACCGUUGCGUUGGCAGUCUUGACGACCGCUGUCGCCUUCCUCCUUGUCUAAUUUGCGUGAACACACUUCUAGAUUCCAAAUACGUAUGCAUC
Molecule: messenger RNA, 1172 nt
Organism: Aphanomyces invadans
Lineage: Eukaryota; Oomycota; Saprolegniomycetes; Saprolegniales; Verrucalvaceae
Exons: 2
Coding region: 23-817 (264 amino acids)
Biological process (GO): carbohydrate metabolic process
Molecular function (GO): hydrolase activity, hydrolyzing O-glycosyl compounds
Source: RefSeq, a predicted model, not a curated record